ACUGUCAACGCGAAGUCGUGAUUACAUUAAUGAGCUGGGUGUAAUGCCCAUUGAUCGUUCCUUUUUCGACAACCUGAAACCCCCUUCUCAGUCUGUCUCGGCGGCGGAAGUUUGAUAUCGCGUGGCUAUUUUUUGCCCUGGAUUUGGUUCGCCACCUGUCCCGGUCAGUCUGAGAGGUCGACACAAUCCGAGUAGCAGAGAAGGGAAACCACAAGACUACCCUGAAAUGGUGAACCUUGUUCUUGGUCCGUUGGUGACGAUUUUGCUGUUCCUCUUUAUUUCAGGAUAUACUUGCAGAAAUGAGGAGGAGCGUCUCAUCAACCACCUGUUUAAAGAGCGCGGCUACAACAAAGAGCUGCGACCGGCUCAAAGCAAAGACGAAAUUGUGGACAUUUACCUCGCACUAACGCUUUCAAACCUCAUUUCCCUCGAUGAAGUUGAAGAAACAUUGCUGACAAAUGUAUGGAUGGAACAUAGCUGGACUGACUAUAGACUUGCAUGGAAUACCUCAGAGUUUGAUGACAUUGACAUCCUGCGUCUCCCCUCUAGUAUGGUGUGGCUUCCAGAGAUAGUUCUGGAGAACAACAAUGAUGCACAGUUUGAGGUGGCCUACUAUUGCAACGUGCUGCUCUACCCCAGUGGGUUUGUGUACUGGCUUCCCCCGGCUAUCUUCCGUAGCUCUUGUUCCAUCAAUGUUUACUACUUUCCCUUUGACUGGCAGAACUGUUCUCUUAAAUUCAGCUCCUUAACUUAUAAUGCAAAGGAGAUCACUUUACAUUUAAGAGAAGACGAGGAUUCCGAAAAUAGCAGGUAUUAUAGGGUGGAAUGGAUCAUAAUCGACCCUGAAGGAUUCACUGAAAAUGGUGAGUGGGAGAUCGUGCACAGGCCUGCCCGCAAGAACACCUAUAAGAGCAUCCCCAUGGACAGCAACAAGCACCAGGACAUCACCUUCUACCUCAUCAUCAAACGCAAGCCCCUCUUCUAUAUUGUGAACAUCAUCAUCCCCUGUGUGCUCAUAUCCUUCAUGGUCUCGCUGGUCUACUUCUUGCCUGCUGAUAGUGGUGAAAAAAUGUCCUUGUCCAUUUCUGUGCUCUUGGCCCAGUCUGUCUUCCUGCUGCUGAUAUCACAGCGGUUACCUGAGACUUCCAUGGCAGUACCUCUAAUUGUCAAGUACCUUAUGUUCAUCAUGAUUCUAGUCACGGCAGUGGUGCUAAACUGUGUGGUAAUGCUGAACUAUCAUUUCCGGACUCCAAGCACCCACGUCAUGACACAGUGGACCAAGGAGUUCUUCCUGGGGACACUGCCUCGCCUGAUGCAUCUGUCCAGGCCGGGGGAGAGCGAGGCCACCUGGGAGGGAGCACUGCCCCGCCGUUCCAGCUCUGUGGGCUACAUUGCCAAGGCUGAGGAGUACUACAGCAUGAAAUCUCGGAGUGAGCUCAUGUUUGAGAAGCAGUCGGAAAGGCACGGCCUGGCCACACGCCCCACGCCCACCGCAGAAUACAAGCCCAGCGGUGAGACAGAUGAGACCAAACAGUUGUAUGAUGAGAUGAAGCCUGCCAUUGAGGGAGCCAAUUACAUCGUCAAGCACAUAGAAAACAAGAACAACUAUAAUGAGGAAAAAGAGGACUGGGCUUGGAUUGCCACGACAGUGGACCUCCUCUGUUUCUACAUUGUCACUCCGAUUAUGACAAUAGGAACCAUUGUCAUCUUCAUGGCGGGAAUCUACAACCAUCCGCCUCCACUGCCCUUCGAGGGAGACCUAUUCACCUACAUGCAGGAGGACAAACGCUACAUAUGAUGACAUUGCUCAGCACCACAAGGGCAGCUCACAGUGGCAAGCAUGUCAGAAAACAGGGAUUUUCUUAAUUUAUACUUUUCUCUGAGUUUUACCAGUUUUUGCAUGACGUGGUCUAAACACACACACACACACACAC
Messenger RNA from Electrophorus electricus (electric eel), 1934 nucleotides. RefSeq names its product cholinergic receptor, nicotinic, delta (muscle). Gene Ontology annotation, cellular component: postsynaptic membrane. NCBI's taxonomy places the organism in Eukaryota, Metazoa, Chordata, Actinopteri, Gymnotiformes, Gymnotidae. Gene Ontology annotation, biological process: monoatomic ion transmembrane transport. Gene Ontology annotation, molecular function: acetylcholine-gated monoatomic cation-selective channel activity; transmembrane signaling receptor activity. The record is from RefSeq and is a predicted model, not a curated record.